GGGGAAGAGGAGGCUGACAAAUUACCCCCCCCCCAUAGACACUCUGAUUGCAGCAUAGAACUAGUCCCAGGGGCCAAACUACCCAAAGGGAAAAUUUAUGCUAUGGGACCAGCCGAAAAAGAGGAACUGAGGAAGUUCAUAGACAAGAACCUGGCCAGGGGUUUCAUCCGGCCAGCCUCCUCCCCCUUCGCAGCACCUGUGUUAUUCCAGGAAAAAAAGGAUGGGGGAUUGAGACUGUGCAUGGAUUAUAGAGGUCUGAAUGCCAUGUCAGCAACUAAUGCAUACCCGAUGCCCCUGAUUAAAGACUUACUUGCAGAGGCAGCAAAGGGGAAAAUAUUUUCCAAACUCGAUCUCAGAGAUGCUUAUUUCAGGGUGCGCAUCAAGGAAGGCGAUGAAGCGAAAACCGCCUUCAACACUCCAUUGGGGCAGUUCGAGUACCUCGUGAUGUUGUUCGGCCUUCAAGGGGCCCCGGGGGUCUUCAUGAAUUUAAUCAACGAGGUGUUGCAUAAACAUCUGUUUAAGGGGGUUCUUGUUUACUUGGAUGACUUUGUAAUCUAUUUCCCCAAUCUAACCUCCCACAUAAAGUUGGUGAGAGACGUUCUAACUACGUUGCACAAGCACAAGUUGUUUGCUAAACUUUCCAAGUGCGAGUUCCAUAAAACACACAUUGACUUUUUGGGCUAUCGCAUAUCGGGAACUGGCCUCGAUAUGGACCCGGGGAAGGCUCGGCUAACUCGCUAG
Molecule: messenger RNA, 741 nt
Organism: Gekko japonicus
Lineage: Eukaryota; Metazoa; Chordata; Lepidosauria; Squamata; Gekkonidae
Product: RNA-directed DNA polymerase homolog
Exons: 2
Source: RefSeq, a predicted model, not a curated record